Dibothriocephalus latus is the source of this 558-nucleotide messenger RNA. The record is from the annotation of a GenBank genome assembly. NCBI's taxonomy places the organism in Eukaryota, Metazoa, Platyhelminthes, Cestoda, Diphyllobothriidea, Diphyllobothriidae.
GGUGCCGUCGGAAAAACCGCGCUAACGAUUCAGCUUAUACAGAAUCUCUUCGUUGACGAAUAUAUCCCUACGAUAGGCAAGUUUUCCUUACCUGGUCCAAUUUAUCCCUACAGAGGAUCCAUACCGAAAACAAGUCCACAUAGAUGGGGAAACUUGCAUGUUGGAUAUCCUCGACACAGCUGGUCAGGAAGAAUACAGGUAUACCAAAAUUCCCCAUUUUAUCGCCUUAGCGCGAUGCGAGACCAGUACAUGCGAACGGGAGAGGGAUUUCUGUGCGUUUUUGCCGUAAACAAUGCAAAAAGUUUCGAAGAAAUAGGACAAUAUCGUGAGCAAAUUAAACGCGUCAAAGAUGCAGACGAAGUCCCAAUGGUUUUAAUUGGGAACAAAGUAGACCUCCAAGUUCGGACCGUUGAUGCUAAAGACGCCCAAUCUGUUGCGAGAGAGUAUGGCAUUCCGUAUAUUGAAACUUCCGCCAAAACUCGUCAAGGAGUAGAAGACGCCUUCUUUACAUUGGUUCGGGAAAUACGGAAGUUUGUAAGUUGCAUGCUCAUUCUAUAA